UUCCCAUCAAGACUCUUUGUACAGAAACAAAGAAAACCCUUCCCUGUGUCUUCCAUUUCUUCUACUGGAAACUCUUUUCUACGUGACCCUGACAUACGCCCGGGCUUGUUCAGGCUUGUCUUCCGCCCAAAUCGCAGCACAGCCCCCACUCCGAGGGGAGAAUUAUCCCAGACGGACUACGACACACCUGAGGCCAUAAACAGCCCCGGGAAGUGGCCGAACCCUCUUGGCUGCCGGGGAACAGAUGGAGCCGGGCUCGACGGUGGCAUCUGGGACGUUCACGGCCAGGGAGAGCUGUCUGAGACCCCGGUGCAGGUAAAAGGCUUGGGGUCGGGAGGGCUGCGAGCAGCUUUUGGGGGAGAUAGGCUUGAGAUGGGGCCACGAGUCCCUCCCUGUGGGGACAGAGAGUGGAUUGGGAUGGCCUUGACCCACCCCCCACCCAUUUCCCCAUGCCGCUGCCCCACCUCCGGAGCUGGGGGUCCCCAGAAACACUCCAGCCAGGCACCUCUUUCCCGUCAGCUGCAAACCAAGGACUCCUUGCUCUCUCCAUGGCUCCACAGGGAGCCAGGGGCUGCCCCAGCCCUCAGCACCCCUGGCUUGCCCUGAGGAGAGCCCCCAGGCCAGCCCAGUCCUAAGCUUUAUUUUGCUUUGCAAUUAACCAGGAGAGAAGGCUGGAUGGGGCUGGGAGAGCAUUGGCUCCCCCCGGGCUCUGCCCUUGGCAGGGGCUCCUGAGCCCAGACACCAGGUGGGGCUUUUGCAAGUUAUGGCCCCACCCAGACAAAGCUGGUACCCAGAGGGGUGUCAGGGUGGCUGGUGGAGCAAGGUUGAAGUGGGGUCUGACCCCAACCAUGCGGCUCCUCUGGCCAACAGGAAUUUUGCCCGUGGAUCCUGUCGAUGGGGCCGGAGCUGCCGCUUCUUACAUGACAGAAACUCAGCUCAGAUCUGCAGGUACUUCCAGAGUGGGUUUUGCAGCUACGGAGAGCAGUGCAGCUACCAGCACAUCCAGGAGGAGCUGGUGCCAUCCCGCCAUGGCCUGGAUCCCUCCAUGCCCCCCUGCCACUGGGGCCCAGAGCCUGGCACUGUGCCCACGGCCACGGCCCAGGGCUGGGUGGGACCCCAGCACACCUCGGACUACCCUGCCCCCAGCACGACACAUGUGGCCUUCAAGUUCCCAAACAUGGAGGCUGAGGUGGAACAGAAAGACGAGAAGAAUGUCACAGCACCUGAUAACAUCAGUGGAGAAUUUGUCCCCACACAUGCUCAGUGUGCCUCAGGCUCCCAGCUACAAGGGCUGGCACUGGAUGCAGACUCCUCUGACCCCAGAGAGACAGUGGUGGAGAUGGUGACGGGGACUGACCCUGCAGAGGUGGGUUUGGGGGUGUCCUGUGGCCGGGCACUCCCCAAGGCCAGGGCAUUGAUGGAGCUGGGGGGUUGCCAUGCUUUGCUUCUCUGCGUGCAGGUCUCUAUGGAUCUGGGUGCUGCGGCAGCCCCAGUCCCCACCGAGGCACUGAGAGCCCAGAGUGAGGCCGUGGUGUGUGGCAUCUGCAUGGACAGGGUGUACGAGAAGCCGCUGCCGGAAGAGCGGCUCUUUGGGAUCCUCCCGAACUGCAGCCACGCGUACUGCGUGGGAUGCAUCCGCAAGUGGCGCCGCAGCCGGGACUUCCAGAGCACAGUCAUAAAGGCCUGCCCAGAGUGCCGGAUCACUUCCAGUUACUAUAUUCCCCACAAAUACUGGAUCUCGGAUGUGGGUGAGAAGGAGAAGCUCAUCAGAACCUUCAAGGCGCGGACGGGGAAAAUCAGAUGUAAAUUCUUUGUUCGAAACCGUGGCCACUGCCCAUUCAGGUCUGACUGCAUCUACCUGCACGAGCUGCCCACCAGCCGCCUGCCACGGCGCAGACAGCAGCGGCUGAGGAUGCCCACUGAGUUCAACCCUUCUUCCUCGGAGAGCUCUGGUGAGGAGGAUGAAGAGCUCUGCGUGCUCGAGUGGGCUCUCACCCUGACUGUGCUGGAGACAGAAUUUCACUACUCAAGUUAUGGCCACGAGAUGCUUCUCAUUGACUUCAGCAACUCGGACUGAGCCGUGGGGGGUCACACUGGGCCUAGGUGAUGCUGGUGGCAUCUCUGGGAGGGGGAAUCAUCUGCUUUUGACUUCCACCGUUGUUUUGGAGUGGCUCUGGGCAUAGGCAGUGUUGCAGGGAGGGGGUGGGAUGGGGAAGCGGUCUGGCUGCCAUUUAUCGGGGCGCCGGGAGUGACUCAGGGCGGUGGGGCACAGUCCCCAUGCUCUUGUCCUCGCCCCCUCAAUGGGAGACCCGCGGGUGCCGGGCGGGGGGCUGGGCUGGGUGCUGGGGGUUUAACGUGGGGAUUUAAGGCCCGCGGGCACUAUUUUAAACUGGUUUUAGCCAAAUCCGGGAAUUACGAAAUAAAACGCGUACGUAACAUCACGGUACCGGGGGUCUCUGUCCGGGGGCUGGCUGGCUCCGCCCCCAGGGGGCGGGGCGGUUUUUGGGAUUAGGGGAUAUUUGCAUAAUGACUCGUUUGCGCGCCCUUGAUCCGCGUUUC
This is a messenger RNA of Pseudopipra pipra, 2559 nucleotides long. RefSeq names its product E3 ubiquitin-protein ligase makorin-2-like. Gene Ontology annotation, biological process: protein polyubiquitination. The transcript is spliced from 7 exons. Bases 764 to 2077 code for a protein of 437 amino acids. The record is from RefSeq and is a predicted model, not a curated record. Gene Ontology annotation, molecular function: metal ion binding; ubiquitin protein ligase activity. NCBI's taxonomy places the organism in Eukaryota, Metazoa, Chordata, Aves, Passeriformes, Pipridae.